UCUCCCUCUAUCUUUGACAGUGUUUAGUGUCUCCACUAGUUUGCCAGGCUUUUGCAGAUCAUCCAUCCUGCACCCAUUUGUCUUCCCCUCUCUAUUCUUUGUGUGCGACUGCAAAAGCCCAUUAAACCUCAGCCAAAAUGGAGGCCAUCAAAAAGAAGAUGCUUAUGCUGAAGUUGGACAAGGAGAAUGCACUGGACCAGGCUGAACAAGCUGAAGCAGACAAGAAAGCAGCUGAAGACAGAAGCAAGCAGCAUGAAGACGAACUUCUGCAAAUGCAAAAGAAGCUGAAGGGGACAGAGGACGAGCUUGAUAAAUACUCUGAGGCCCUGAAGGAUGCUCAGGAGAAGCUUGAGGUGGCCGAUAAGAAGGCUGCUGAUGCUGAAGCAGAAGUGGCUUCCCUGAACAGACGUAUCCAGCUUGUGGAGGAGGAGUUGGACCGAGCUCAGGAGAGACUGGCAACGGCUCUGCAGAAGCUGGAGGAGGCUGAGAAGGCUGCUGAUGAGAGCGAGAGAGGUAUGAAGGUGAUUGAGAACAGGGCUCUAAAGGAUGAAGAGAAGAUGGAGCUUCAGGAGAUUCAGCUGAAAGAGGCUAAACACAUCGCAGAGGAGGCUGACCGCAAGUAUGAGGAGGUGGCGCGAAAGCUGGUGAUUGUAGAAGGAGAGCUGGAGCGUACAGAGGAGAGAGCAGAGCUGGCUGAGGCUAAAUGUGCUGAACUGGAAGAGGAACUGAAAAAUGUCACCAAUAACCUGAAGUCUCUGGAGGCCCAGGCUGAGAAGUACUCUCAAAAGGAGGACAAGUAUGAGGAAGAGAUCAAGAUCCUGACUGACAAGCUGAAAGAGGCUGAGACCCGAGCUGAGUUUGCUGAGAGAUCUGUGGCCAAGCUGGAGAAGACUAUUGAUGAUCUGGAAGAUGAGCUUUAUGCUCAGAAACUCAAGUACAAAGCCAUCAGUGAGGAACUGGACCACGCCCUCAAUGACAUGACCUCUAUCUAAAUGUCCAGAAGCUCCACCAUCCUGUCAGAUUGAGGUUUCAGGACUCAAUCUUCUACUGCUGAUCAUCAUCUUUUGGCUUGAUUUUUUCUCAGUCUGUCCAUCACCCUAUCCCCCCUCCCCUUUAUACUGUCUCAUCUAUCCUUCCUCAUUCCUCAACUGUUCUUCUGCUUCUUCUUCUUUCAGCUGCUCCCUAAAUGUUGAACUGUUAAAUCUUUGUGUGCCUGUUGUACUUUAUUAGCAAUUUCUCAAUAUAUCUGCUGAAGUUGUUCCUUAAAAAUCAGUCUCUAGUCAUCUAACAGCCAUUGUUCAUUGUAUGUUUUUCUCUUCAUUGUACUUCUGUAUCAAUCCUGUUCUGUACCAGUGUUAAACAAGGGAGGGAAGAAAUGCUUGAGUUAAUGCA
This is a messenger RNA of Siniperca chuatsi (mandarin fish), 1392 nucleotides long. It is a transcript of the gene tpm3, whose product is annotated as tropomyosin 3. Bases 138 to 992 code for a protein of 284 amino acids. The record is from RefSeq and is a predicted model, not a curated record. Gene Ontology annotation, cellular component: actin filament. Gene Ontology annotation, biological process: actin filament organization; muscle contraction. The transcript is spliced from 10 exons. Gene Ontology annotation, molecular function: actin filament binding. Lineage: Eukaryota; Metazoa; Chordata; Actinopteri; Centrarchiformes; Sinipercidae.